UGCAGGUGAUAAUAAUUAUGAGGUUGAAGGCUCUGACGCUUGACUAGACAGGGCCACUGCAGUACACACCUGAGGACCCCGUUGCUCACCGCGUUAGGAUAGGACAAUAAUUUUUAUGGUUUAUGUGGGAGAAAAAAAUAAUAAUAAAGAAGUAUGCCUAAACAUUAUUCCUAAGUUCUUGUUAUAAUUAGACUGAUUUCUUUAAGAUUUUUUUAUUCACACUGGUAUGGUCACACUAAGGUUACCUUCCAGUAGCAUUUUGCUUGUUCCGUCAUGCUUUGAUUAUAUAUCUCAAAUUCUAGUUUUCUUUUCCUCACAUGGUGGUGCAUAUUCAUUCAUUUAGAUUACCUACUUUUAAAAAGUGUGUUAACGUGCUGUACACCACAUGUCUACCUAGGCAAAUGCACUCAAUAUUCACGUUUGUAUAAUCCGUGCAUCUCAGCUGAGUUAGCUUAUUAUAUCAGUCUGAAGUAUACUGGUAUUAUUUAUUGUAAGUAGGAAUUAGGAUCGUUUCAAGAGGUCAGCUGGCUACUUGUUAGGAUGAAAGCGUUCAGCAGAUGGAGGACCUAUCUAUACCUGACCGGACGGAUAGGUUCUCGGUGUUGUUUGUCCAGGCUCAUGUCGAAUCUCUGGUGGUGAACAAAACUCUCCAUCUCCAGUACCACCGUAGUAAGAUGCUAUCAGAUAGGGUAGCUGAGUUGGAACUACACUUGAACUAUCCUACAACGGCCGACCGCGCCCAAAGGGCCAAAAUAGGGGCCCUGAAGAGGACCAACGCCCAACAUCUUCAAUCUCUGUGGGCAGCCGACCAACAGCUCCAAGCCCUUCGUGAAGAAAAAAGUCAGGCCGAGGGUCUCCAUAAGCAGACUGUGGAUCAACUGACCUAGGAGCUGAAAUCGAAAGAGGCCCUCCUACAAGGACAGAGCCAGACUUUAGAAUCCCAGGCCGCUGAACUGUUUGCCCUGAAAGCUGAAUUGUCACAGGUCCGUUCUGGCCUUUCUGGAGUUACCUCAGCUCUGGAAAUAUAUAAAGCGGGAGAAGUCGAACGUUGCAGGCAGAGACGAGAAGCCUACCUCCAUUCCAGAGAGUUUGGCGUCCAGGUCGAGGAUCGCCUUGUGACCUCCAUUGCUUAUGGUGCAGCAGGGGCCAUGUAGCAACUAUAUGAACAAGGAUACUUUAGGUUUGAUCCCCCUGAAGACUUCUUGGAUCAUCAUCGUAUUUUGGAUGAAGUACCCAAUGAAGUCUUUUCUGCCUUUAAGUGAUUUGUAUUCAUAUAUUGUAUAAACCGAACUAAUUUCUACUUAAUGUUCUAUCUUAGCUCUUGCUUU
Messenger RNA from Zingiber officinale, 1328 nucleotides. RefSeq lists its product as uncharacterized. The transcript is spliced from 2 exons. The record is from RefSeq and is a predicted model, not a curated record. Bases 558 to 887 code for a protein of 109 amino acids. NCBI's taxonomy places the organism in Eukaryota, Viridiplantae, Streptophyta, Magnoliopsida, Zingiberales, Zingiberaceae.